Verticillium alfalfae VaMs.102 is the source of this 1413-nucleotide messenger RNA. RefSeq lists its product as hypothetical. Gene Ontology annotation, biological process: transmembrane transport. Bases 1 to 1413 code for a protein of 470 amino acids. Gene Ontology annotation, molecular function: transmembrane transporter activity. The record is from RefSeq and is a predicted model, not a curated record. Lineage: Eukaryota; Fungi; Ascomycota; Sordariomycetes; Glomerellales; Plectosphaerellaceae. The transcript is spliced from 3 exons.
AUGUGGGCCAUCGGCACCGUCGCCGGGCCCCUCAUGGGUGCCGGCUUUGCCCAGCACGCCACCUGGCGCUGGAUCUUCUGGAUCAACCUGCCCCUGAUGGCCGUCGGCGUCCUCAUGAUCUACUUCUUCCUCAAUCAGACCGAGCUGCCCGGCAACCUGCGCACCAAGCUCGCGCGCUUCGACUGGUUCGGCAGCUUCCUCUUCACCGCCGGCUCCACCAUUCUGCUGUUCGGCAUCUCGACCGGCGGCGUCAUGUACGACUGGGGCUCCUUCCGCACCCUUCUGCCCCUGAUCCUCGGCAUCCUCACCCUGCCCGUGUUCGCCUACUGGGAGCUCCACUGGGCUAAAGAGCCCGUCAUUGACAGAGGCAUCUUCCGAAACUGGACCAUGAUUGCCAACUACAUCAUGACCGUCUUUCACGGCAUGAUCCUUUGUCGCUCAUCUACUUCCUCAUUCUACUCCCCCAUCAUCUCCGCCCUCGCCUGGCUCCCCGAAAGCCUGACCGUCGCCCCCGCCGGCAUCGUUGUCGGGGUCAUCGCCGCCAUCAAGGGCCACUACCGAUGGUCGCUCUGGACGGGCUGGGCGCUGAAGACGCCCGGGCCCGGCCCCCUCUAUCUCCUGAACCCCGACACGGCCGUCCGCCAUUGGAUCCCGGUUAACCUUCUCAUGGGGGCGGCACGGGAGGUUUUGUACUACCAAGGCGUCAAGUUCUACUCCCCCAUCAUCUCCGCCCUCGCCUGCCUCCCCGAGAGCCUGACCGUCGCCCCCGCCGGCAUCGUUGUCGGCGUCAUCGCCGCCAUCACGGGCCACUACCGAUGGUCGCUCUGGACGGGCUGGGCGCUGACGACGCUCGGCGCCGGCCUCCUCUAUCUCCUGAACCCCGACACGCCCGUCCGCCACUGGAUCCCGCUCAACCUCCCCAUCGGCGUCGGCACGGGCAUGCUCUUCCCCGCCAUGGCCCUCUCCAUCCAGGCCGCCUGCGCCCCGCACCUCAACGCCCAGGCCGCCGCCUUCUUCGCCUUCCUGCGCACCUUUGGCCAGUCCGUCGGCGUCGCCGUCGCCGGCGUCAUCUUCCAAAACGCCUUUGCCGACGAGCUCGCCGCCACGACCGAGUUCGCCGCCGUCGCCGACCAGUACGCCGACGAGGCCACCAUCGUCAUCGGCAUCAUCAACGGCAUGGCCCCCGGCCCCGACCGCACCGUCCUCGUCGCCGCCUACGCCGACGCCCUCAAGACCAUCUGGCUCAGCCUGCUCGCCUUUGCCGCCUUCUGCCUCGUCCUCAGCGCCUCGGUCAAGAGCUACUCGCUGCAGCAGGCCCACGACCCCAAGCAGGCCCUCAUCACGAAGCAGCGGGACGCCGCCGCAGCCAAGAGGGCGACGGCCGACGUCGAGGCCGCGACGGUCAAGGCGUAG